Molecule: messenger RNA, 1455 nt
Organism: Nicrophorus vespilloides
Lineage: Eukaryota; Metazoa; Arthropoda; Insecta; Coleoptera; Silphidae
Product: UDP-glucuronosyltransferase 2C1-like
Exons: 2
Molecular function (GO): UDP-glycosyltransferase activity
Source: RefSeq, a predicted model, not a curated record
AUCCUUCUGAUAUUUGUGGCCACCGCCGCAAAUGGGGCCAGAAUUUUGGGUGUUUUCCCAUUUCCAAGCCACAGUCACACGAUCCUUGGUUCGGCGCUCCUCAGGGAAUUAGCUUCGAGGGGACACGAGGUCACCAUGAUCUCCCCAUUUCCGUUGAAAGAUCCACCACCGAAUUACAAUGAUGUCCACCUCGAGGGACUGCUGGAAAUGCGGAACGAACGAAUGAAGGAAUACAUGAAUCCCAACUGCAGCGCCUUCUCUAAGAUCGGAUACACUUACGAACUUCUGCAAAUAAUGAACGAUGCCGUCCUUGAGAACAAGAAUCUUCAGGACUUUCUGGCUACAAACCGAAAUUCGAUGUUGCCAUCCAGAUUGAACGCAACGCCGAUUGCGUUUAGCGUUAUUGGGGGUAGUUCUGUCCUCAACUACGUCUUCGGAAACCCCAGUCCGUAUGCCUAUGUUCCGCACAUCACAACUACUUUCAAAGAUUCCAUGUCGUUUUGGCAAAGAGUGGUGAAUACGCUGGUAGCUCUCCUUGGUGAUAUGGUUUCGUAUAUCCUGUUGAUGCCUUAUCAGAAGAGUAUUCUUCAGAAGCAUUUUCCCGGUGCUCCACCUUUGGAAGAGCUUCUAGACAACGUUGAUUUGGCUCUAGUGAACUCUCAUUUCAUAACAGAAACGCCACGACCAUACCUAACUAAUUCUAUACAAAUCGGCGGAUUUCAUCUGCACGAGAAGCAACAUCUACCCGAAGAUCUUCAAACAUACUUCAAUGAAUCCAAGCACGGUGUCAUCUACUUCAGCCUAGGUACAAACGUCAAGAGCGAGGAAUUAAAGCCCUCUACGAUGGAAGGUAUUCUCCGCGCUUUCUCCAAAAGUAAAUACAACAUUCUUUGGAAAUUCGAUGGAAAGCUUCCCUAUAACCCGAAGAACGUUAAAAUCGCGAAAUGGCUUCCACAAAAAGCCAUUUUAUCUCAUCCCAAGACUGUAGCCUUCAUCACACACGGAGGUUUCGGCAGCAUCACCGAAGCCAUCUUCCACGGAGUGCCCAUGAUCGCGAUUCCGUUCUUCGGUGACCAACAGAAAAAUGUCGCCGAAACCGCGCAACGCGGAUUUGCAAUACAACUUGAACUAGAAGAUAUCUCCGAGGAAUCUUUGAGCACGUCUAUGGAGGAAAUCACUGGUAAUUCCGUGUACCGUGACCGCAUCAGAUCUGCUUCAGAUAUUUUUAAGAAUCAACCGAUGAAUCCCAUGGAAAAGGCUGUAUUCUGGGUAGAACACUUUGUCAAGCACAAAGGGGCAAAACACAUGAAGAUCAGAAAGAUGCCCUGGUACCAAUACAUGCUGCUCGAUGUCUUCGCUUUCAUCCUCACAAUUUUAUCAGUAUUUUUCCUAUUCAUUUACUUAGUAAUUAAAUUGAUUUCUUCUCUCAUCAAACGAAAACUUAAAGUACAAUAA